Messenger RNA from Maniola jurtina (meadow brown), 4325 nucleotides. Its product is annotated as F-box only protein 9. Bases 189 to 1574 code for a protein of 461 amino acids. Gene Ontology annotation, biological process: SCF-dependent proteasomal ubiquitin-dependent protein catabolic process. Gene Ontology annotation, molecular function: protein binding. The record is from RefSeq and is a predicted model, not a curated record. Gene Ontology annotation, cellular component: SCF ubiquitin ligase complex. Lineage: Eukaryota; Metazoa; Arthropoda; Insecta; Lepidoptera; Nymphalidae. The transcript is spliced from 11 exons.
UUUGACAUUUAACAAAUAAAAAUAUUGCAAUUUUGAUUUGCAGAUUUUGUAGAUUUGUGCGAACUUUGUUUAUCAAUUUAUUAUUCAACUUCAUAGAAUCAACAAGGACUAGCAGUAAUAAUACUACCAAAUAAACUAAGGAUUUUAUUCUGAAUACUAAUAAAACUUAACAAAGUUAAGACACCACUAUGGCUUCAGCUGCAGGUUCAGGUGCUGGUGCGGGAGGUGCUGGCGACUGCGAGGGUGAGGAGCAGGAGGACUCUUCCUCCUCUAGUCACUCAGUGUGCGAUGCCACUGAGGCAUUGGAUAAACUGGAACUUGAUGAUGAGAAAAAGAACAUUGACGAGCUGACAGUGUUCCGUGAGCAAUGGCAACGCGAGCUGGAGUCCACGCCGUCCCCGCACAAGGAGAGCCAGCCGCCCGAGCCGGCUCAGCCGCGGGAACCAGCGCCACCGCUCACCGACGAGGAGAAGGCCAAGCAGCUAUUUAUUCGCGGCGUGGAACUGGAGCGUGGCGGCAAGCUGUAUGAAGCCAUCCAGCACUACAAGCGCGCCAUACAGAUCCUGCCCGAUGUGGAGACACGACUGUAUGAAGGCUCUGAACUGAGGGCGGACACGCCGGAAGAGGAAUAUGAAAUCGAGGAAGUGUGUCACUCUGAACAAGCGGAGGACAGCGAGGAUGAAGAUGCGGUGGAGGGUGAGGAGCUGGUGGCGCGGCUGCAGAGGAUCCUCACCAGGAAGGGCCAUCUGUUCCAGCCGGAGUAUCACAGCAAGGGCGCUCACAUCUCCUGGCUGCCGUACGAGGUGGUCCAGCUAGUGUUGCGCUGGGUGGUAGGAGCGGACAUGGACGCAGGGUCCUUGGAGCGCGCCGCCGCGACCUGCCGCGGCCUGUACGUGGCGGCCAGGGAGCCCGACCUGUGGCGAUGCAUGUGUGUCAAGACGUGGGGCAUAGACUGCGGCACUCCCCGCGCCCACGGCUACGCGAACUGGCGGCACAUGUACAUCGAGCGGGCGCGGCUCAACCUCAACGGGUGCUACAUCAGCAAGACGACCUACUUGCGCCACGGCGAGAACAGCUUCCAGGACCACUUCUACCGCCCGUGGUACCUCAUUGACUACUACCGAUACCUGAGGUUCUUCCCUGAAGGGCUAGUGUUGAUGUGGACCACGGCGGAGGAGCCGGCGGCCUGCGUGGGCCACCUCAAGUACCGCGAGACUAAGAACAGCCUCGGCAUCAUGUCCGGACACUACCGCCUGGUCGGAGACACGGUGGUGAUAUUGAUAAAGAAGGCGGUGAGCGAGAAGACGCCGGCCUCGAACACGCGGUUCCGCGCGCGCCGCAAGGAGGCGCAAGAGCCGCACGAGCAAAUUUUCCAGCUGGAGCUGCAGGUGUGCACGGUGCGCUCGCACCGCAACUGGCAGCUGGUGUGGCGCCGCUACGCCGUGUCCACGCGCCGUGACCAGUGGAGCGCCUUCGAGCUCGCGCCCAGCAAGUUCCCGCCCUUCGCCUUCAGCACCGUGCGCAACUACACGGCCGAGGCGCACGCGCCGCUGAUGCAGACCUGCGCCUACUAGAUGUAGAAAGCUGUGCAAAUGGAAUUUUUUUGAUCGCUGUUUUAAUUUUUAAAUUAGAUCAUAAGAGUUGUUACUCACAAAACUGUGGCUUUUAUUUUUUUAAGAGAAACAAAAUUAUUUGUCAGAAAAGCUGUUUUGGAUUUAGAUACAUUUUUUUUGUAUAAUACUAAGGAUAUUAAAUUUAAGUCUAGUCUUUGACCUUAAUGUAAAAAUAAAUAUGUAAGUAAAAAAUAUAUUAUGUAGAACUUGUCACAAGGCUUGAGAAAAUGAGCUUUCGUUUCAAUGAAAAUAAAAAGAAACUAUGUUAUUUUUAGCUCUAUCGUCGAAUAACUAAAGAGUGAAUUUGGGGUUUUGACAGUUUUUGUAUUAAGAUCUGGCAAAAUGUCAAAUUUAUUUGUCAGUUAAAGUUUAUUUGGCGAUUAAAAAAUUGGCGAUUUGUUGAAUAUUUAUUAAGUAUAAAAACUUUUAUUCUUACAAACUUUACUUUUACAAUAAGUAUUUUUUUUAACAUUGAAAACUUCACUUUGCUUAAUUAAUCCUAAAUUGAAGAAAGAAUAUUUUGGACAUACUACUACUACUAUAUUAUCUAAUACUAAUUUAUACAAAAUAUAAUAAUAUUAUGGUUGUGUAAAAAUGUUGUACUUUUGAUUUUUUUACUUGUUGAACUGUUGGAGUACAAAAAAUAGAGUGAAAGCACACGCAUUAAACACAUACGCAAUACGCAGAGUGGGUAUCGUAUUAGGCGUUGCCCUAAUCUAUGCUUUCAAAUUAUUGUAAAAAAAAGUAAAAAACUCAAAGACGGAAAAGAUAUAUUAGGAUAAACAAAUUAUAUAAUAUUUUUCCUAUUUAUAAGCAACUUAAUGUCUACUAAGCAAAUCGGAAAUAUUUUAGAAAUAUUCGAUUUAUUUAAGUCGUGAGCCUCUGCUUUUAGGCUCGUGGCAGAUUGCAGCAAAGUCGAAGCGAAGUUUUAACGAUUCAUUCAGUGACUAAGGAGCACAGCUCCGUAACUAGUAAGUCUAGCUGUAAACGCUUAUAUCUGCAAAGCUGACCGCUCAACACAGCACGUGCUUUUCACUUUAACACUGAAAAUGCGAAUGACAUAGUUUUUUACCUCCUUUGUCUACAACCGGACCGCAUGCCACCGCGCCGUAAGCGAUUUCACCCUCACCACUUGGGUGCCUACUGCCUGGUACAUUUCGACCGCCCGAACUGGAAUCAACUCCUAUGGACAGUGUUCCCACUUUAUUUUAACAUGGGGUUAUUCAAGGGGUGAAUCAACAAAUGAACAAAUUCCUGAAAGGGCUGGAAAUGGUCCUUCUACUGUUGCAAAUGUUUAUGAGCGGCGAUAAUCACUUAACAUCAGGUGACCUGUCUGCUCGUUGAUCGCUAUUUUUAUAUUAAAAAUAGUAGGUAUGUCACGUCAUUCGCAUCUUUGGCGCUAUACGAUGGAUCGUUGCGUGUGAGGCUAGGCGUCGAUUCUUAUGUUUUUCUCUAAACUAAUUUUAGAGUAUCUGCAUCCUUUUUAAUAUUGCUAAAAAAGGUCGGAAAAUGUAUUUUAAAUUUAAAACUUUAAAUUUUGGCGUACUCUACAAAAAAGAAUAGGCUAAUGACUAACAGCUAAAGACACGAGGUUUGACAGUUCUAAAUUAAAUUAGGUUUAUCUGUCCUUUUCUCAUUACAUUGGUAAGAAAAUGAUGCGAAUACUCUAAAAUUUAGAAGCGCUCAGAAUCUUAUCGAUAGUUAUCUUUAAUCAGAUUAUACUCUGAUUUUCCAAUCGUCGAAUAACUUUUAUUUGAGGAACGAAUUUGAGGUUUUGACAUUUUUCCUAUAGGGAAUCUGUCAGAACGUCAAUUCCCCACAUAAAAGUUAUUUGACGAUUGAAAAAUCGGCCCUAAUUUAUUAAUUUAGAGGUAUUUGUAAUGUUCGUUAAGCUAAUACAUUACAGUGAUGCUUUGUCGAUUAAUUUGUGAUUUGUCUGUUAUUGUUUGUUAGAUUGGACAGUUUGAAUAAUUACGGCGCGUUUCCAUUGCUGUGCACGGACACGGUGAACGUCAGUUUCGUCUAGCGAUGGGCAUGAUUACUAAUUUUAAAUUAUUUUCAUGUGGUGAAAUUAUUAUUUUUGAUAACAAUGAUUUCACGGGCCAUUUUUUUCACGGAAAGUGAUUAUUAACGGGAAGUGAUUUUUCAAUUUUCGCACUUAAAAUCGUUUGCUACAUUGAUUAUAAAAAAAAUUCGGUUCUGGGUUCUAAUUAAUUAUUUAACUAGCAAUUAUGAUCAAGACUAAGUCUUGAUAUUUCGCAGGUUGUUCUUCACGGAAAAUGAAUUUUCGCACAUAUGAUUGUAAGAGUGAAAGUUCGCUUUUCUACAUGAAAUUCUGAUGAUUCUUUGCUACAUGAAUUGAACUAGAUUUUUCCCUACUCGAUCUAACACGCAGGUAUCUGCGUGUUAGAUCGAGUGUUCUCGCUCACGUGCUCUUUAGCUCGGGUCGAUGAUGUUGCGCGCGCUUUAUUAAAACAAUAAAGCGCGAUUCAAUGUAAUAAUUUUCAAACUUUAUGUGGUUUUGCUUUGUGGUUUUCCACAGGCUCUCUGAGAAAUGGUCCCUCUACUGUCGUCGCUCGGCCAAUUUUACAGGCAGCGAAUGAUAUCUAUGCUUUCAUUCAAAGCAAAUGCGUCCAUGCGCAGCAAUGGACGUUCGCGUUUAUGCUUUUGUAACUAUAUUUUUGGGCUAUACUUAAUAAAGUUCUUAUAUUA